AGAACUUGACUCAUUCCCCACUCUCAAUCGGCAAGAAGACGCCUCGACAUGUCAAGCCCUUCCCCAGAUCCAUAUUUUGUCAGAUUUCAGUGGAAGACAUACUCUGAUGCGGCACUCGCAAGACUUGUUCUGGACAAAUGCUUUCCCAUCAGUUUAUUCGAAGAGGUUUUGAGCGUUGUUCUAGAUCCAGGCUUUAAGCCACAUGACGUUACGUUCAAGCAUGCACACUGUAUCUUUGAUCAAGUCGCAGCUUUUGGAAGGAAUUUGGCAGUGGAGCACGAUGUGUCUGCGCCUUCGGACUCUGAUUCUGUACGUGCACAGACAGAUGGCCAUAGUACUGUAGAGAACUCUGCAAAAGCUGCACUUACUGUGCCGCAGCCGUCGAAUUCUGGAUCCCUUGAAGGUGCUUCACCUGUUUUCGUUAGUGCAGAUGCAUCUGGACAAACAACAAGUCAUGACUCUGCACUUGACCAAUCCGACGAUCAGACGGGUGCGUUUGCUGCUAGGAACACACUAACAGAUCCUACAACAAAUGCACAUGACAGAAGUAUCUCACCUGUGGUUAUGGGCUUUGCCGAUUCUCUGUCUUCUGUCUUUUCCGAAAAAGACGCGAAUGCUCCAAGUACCAAACAAUGCAAUAACACAAUAUCUCCUUAUUGCGAAACGUCAUUUGAGGGGGUCCGUCGUCAAGAUUAUGCGCAGGGACGCGAGCCGACAGGCGGUGUUGGGCAGACGAAAGCAUUUGGGUUAGCACCUUCGCCUUCAUCCAAUGCAGCCUGCGAUCAGACCGUCGCAAGGUUUGGCGGCCUCUUCCCUCCCAAAAAUCAACAGUCAUUCGGAAAUAUAUAUGAAGGUCAAACUACGACCGCCGGCUGUGGCAGUGUUCCACCAGCGACUACUGGUACAAUGCCUUCUUAUCGCGGAACGUCGCGUGAGGAGCUUCGUUUUCAAGAUUAUACGCAAGGACGCAAGCCGACGAGUGAUAUUUCUCAAUCGAAAACAUCCCAAUUAGCACCUUCGCAGUCGACAUUUGCGCCUUUCGGUAAGAUUACUGCGAAUGCGAAAACCUCCAGAGCCUUUGGUUGGAAUGGUCAGCGGACUUCAACACAGUCAUCUACAACUUUCGGUCCCCUCGGACAUCCUCUUCCGAAUCAUGGACUAGUACAGGGUACGGGUACGGGUACGGGUACGGGAGACGUUGUUUCAGUGUCCGUUGAACAAGGCGCACCACAGCAGCAGACCAAGAACACAGAUCUUCCUGGUAGAAGCGAUGGACGUGUACCUCUAUUCUCAAAUAGAGAGAAUCUUAAGAAGGCUAUAUCUGAACAGCUUGAGAUACAAUUAAGACGGCUUAUGACACAGCCGCCGACUUCGGCCAGUCUAGGCCAAUUUGGUCAGAAUGACCAGCCGCAACAACAAGAUCAACUUCAAAAUCGCACCCCAAAUCAGCAACAGUAGUGUCUCGUGUUAUGUAUUCGUUUUCAGGCGGGAUCGAUCAUUAACUAUUCGAAUCGACUAUGGAACGUCUGUUGGGACUUGCGCAUUUGGAGGGUGAUUGUUGUUUGAACAAAGUAAACACUGUCAUGUACUUUUAAUGAAUGUCAUAUUUGCUGCAACCGACUGGGUUUCCAUUUACUCUUCAAUUAAUCUGCAUCAGUGUCUUGUACAUAAC
This is a messenger RNA of Fomitiporia mediterranea MF3/22, 1672 nucleotides long. RefSeq lists its product as uncharacterized. Lineage: Eukaryota; Fungi; Basidiomycota; Agaricomycetes; Hymenochaetales; Hymenochaetaceae. The record is from RefSeq and is a predicted model, not a curated record. The transcript is spliced from 6 exons. The coding region runs from base 49 to 1458 and encodes 469 amino acids.